AUGACAACAACGAAUAGCAGUGAGUUGUUCCGUGCUUGUCAUGAUGGUGAUGUAGCUACCGUCAAGCGUUUACUUCCUCUUACUUCUCUUGAUGCUUUAAAUAGACUAGAAUCAAAUGGAAGUUCUUGUCUUCAUGUUGCUUGUGAUAAUGGUCAUUUAGAAAUAGUUCGUCUUCUGCUCGACUAUGGAUCAUCUCGUCGAAUAAAAGAUAGAAAGGGUCAUAUCCCUUUAGAUCUAGUAAAAACAAAAGAAAUUUCUGAAUUGUUUCCUCGCCCAGAAGAAGCAGCAGCAGAACGUUAUGGUGUAAAUCCCAUGAAUCAAGUUGAGUGGUUAUUGGACCAAGAUUAUGCUGAAUCACUUGCACGUGCUAUUGCAUGGGGAUGUAUUAAGGAUCGUGGUAUUAAAAAAGCAGUGAAAAAAAUGGAACAGGCUGGUAUAUUAGAUGAUAAUCAAUCGAAAGAAAAUAAAUUAGUUAGAUUUUAUUUAAAUGAAGCAGUAGAAAAAAAUGAUCCAACAUUUUUCUUGAAAAUCUAUACAAUAGAAGGACCGUUCUUUAGUGACUUUAAUCAAUAUAUGGCGGAAGGUAGUAGAAAAAAAGUAUACAAAAAAUUAUGUGGUAAAUGGAGUGGUUAUUACAUCGGUGUUAUUUUGAAAAAUCCUUCACUUGAACGUUAUCAUUUUUCAGGAAUAACCUAUCGAGGUAUGCAAAUAACUCUAAAAGAUCUUGAAAAAUACAAAAUUGGUUUUGCAUUAACAAACAAAGCAUUUCAAUCGACAUCAAAAUUAAGGAAAGUUGCCGUACAUUUUGCACGUCGAGAAAAACCACGAUUAGAAAGCGUCCGUAUUAUUAUUGUUUAUUCGAUUCUUGAUCCAAAAUCAGGACUUGAUAUUUCAUCGAUAUCAGAAUAUCCAGAUGAAGAAGAAGUUCUUAUGGUUCCAGGUACUUGCUUCAAAGUGGUUCAUGUUGAUAAAAAUGGACCAGAAUAUGAAGCUCACCUUCGACAAUUAGUAUGGACUGAUGAAUAG
Rotaria sp. Silwood2 is the source of this 1026-nucleotide messenger RNA. NCBI's taxonomy places the organism in Eukaryota, Metazoa, Rotifera, Eurotatoria, Philodinida, Philodinidae. The record is from the annotation of a GenBank genome assembly.